Molecule: messenger RNA, 543 nt
Organism: Naegleria lovaniensis
Lineage: Eukaryota; Heterolobosea; Eutetramitea; Acrasida; Naegleriidae
Exons: 1
Coding region: 1-543 (180 amino acids)
Source: RefSeq, a predicted model, not a curated record
AUGUCUCUAUCAAGUACAGAGUUUUCCAACUUUUUGAAACACAUCCAAUCCGAGUAUGGAUCAUCGGUGGCCACCACUCUCUCCGAUCAUGUCUUUCAAAAAGUAGAAAAUGCAAACGGUCAUUGGAAUAGUUUAAACGAUCGUUAUUCUGCCAGCUGUCAAAUAGGAGAUUCUCUUCUCUUUGAUUAUUCCCAUUACGAUCGAGGAAAGGUAGACAGCGGUGAAGAUGCUAUUUUCAUUGACCUUUCCAUGAGAAGAAAGAAUUCCAAUGAAAAUGAAUGGGGAGGAAGAGUGAGAAUUCUCUCCUAUCAUCAACCAUUCGUCGGAAAUAAAACUCCAACACUAAGACUUGGAAAAUUAAGUGUCCUAAAGCAACAACAUUUGGGAAUGAAUAAUAAGGAUGGAGAAGUGAGUGAUUGGUUACUAGUGAGAAGUUUGUUGGAAGUGAUGGGACCUGUCGAUGGAGAUGUCGAACGAUUACGGAAAAUGUUUGAAAAUCAUUUGGGACAAGUGAUUGUGGAGCAAGAUGGAUCGGAUGAUUAA